Molecule: messenger RNA, 1086 nt
Organism: Guillardia theta CCMP2712
Lineage: Eukaryota; Cryptophyceae; Pyrenomonadales; Geminigeraceae
Exons: 6
Coding region: 1-1086 (361 amino acids)
Source: RefSeq, a predicted model, not a curated record
AUGGAAGCAAACGGCAGAAGAUAUGACGGGGAAUGGUUGGAAAACCGUUGCAACGGGCGGGGGGUCUUGACGUACAAAGACGGUCGGAGGUAUGAAGGGCAAUACAUCGAUGGAACUCAGACUGGAAUGGGUAUCAUGACUUGGGCUGAUGGUCGACGGUAUGAGGGUGAGUGGUUGGAUGGAAAGUGUACCGGACGCGGAACUACAACCUUCAAGAGUGGAAGCCGCUAUGUUGGCGUUUACCACGAGGACAAAAUGAAUGGCUAUGGCAUCUACACCUUUGCGGACGGUCGAAAGUACGAGGGGGAAUACCGCAACAACAUGAAAAACGGGCAUGGUGUCUACACCUGGGCUGAUGAUGUCAAGUUUGAUGGACAAUGGACGGAUGGCAAACCGACCAACGGAAUCCUCAUCUUCCCAGAUGGAACAAGGAGUGACAAAGAAGAGGAUGGCUCCCGAUACGAAGGAAUGUUGGUUGAUAACAAGAAGACCGGCAAGGGAAUCAUGUAUUGGGCAGACGGAAGGGUGUAUGAGGGUGAUUGGCUGGAAAAUCGAUAUCAUGGCAGAGGUGUGUUAACCUACAAGGAUGGGAGAAGAUAUGAGGGAGAGUAUAUUCAUGAUGCCAUGCAUGGAUACGGGAUUUACACAUGGGCUGAUGGCGCUAGAUAUGAAGGUGAAUAUCAGCACAAUCGCAAACAUGGGCGUGGAACGCAGAUCUGGUCAACAGGCGGCAAAUACGUCGGUGAGUACAAAGAUGGAACGCUGACCGGAAGAGGAGUGAUGACCUGGGCCGACGGCAAGCGAUAUGAUGGAGAGUGGAAACAUGGAAAAUGUACUGGCAAAGGCGUUCUAACGCACGCUGAUGGGAGGAAAUAUGAAGGAGAUUACCUCAUGGAUAAAAUGCACGGACGUGGGGUUUACAUUUGGCCAGACGGCGCCAUGAGAUAUGAGGGCGAAUGGUUGGACGGGAAAUGCACAGGGAGGGGGAUAACUACCUUCGCAAACGGAAGUCGCUACGAGGGAAUUUACCAUGAAGAUAAGAUGCAUGGAUAUGGUGAUGUUUAUCAGAAAAUUGUGCUGCCGUGA